Molecule: messenger RNA, 8254 nt
Organism: Geodia barretti
Lineage: Eukaryota; Metazoa; Porifera; Demospongiae; Tetractinellida; Geodiidae
Source: the annotation of a GenBank genome assembly
GGCCGCCUUCCCCUCAGCGGGAAAUAGAGAUAAAGUCUAGAAUUGCGUAGCUUCAGAGGCGGCGUACCGAAGUCCAGAGCAGCUACUGCCAGAGAGCCGUGUCUCGUCUACAGUAUACUCGCCAGUCGGCCAGAUCUGUUCGCUGAAAGUCGCGCAAAAAGCCAAUUUCCUGGAUCGUCGUUCACACCUGAGACGAAGUGAUCGGACCAAUUCCGUGUCUCCAGCGACCCUCAGGACGUGUGUGUGGACCUAUCUCGUGUGAACCGCCCUCUAGCUAUCGGUCUUAGCGUAGGAAAGUGGCAGAAAAGCUUAAGUUUCCGUUGGAAAGUUAGAAUGUUAUAGAGUUGUUGCCGCCAGUGGUGACCAGCCGAUGCCAGAAGCUCCCUGGGAUGACAGACCCGCUCACCACGCAACUAUCGUCCGCAGGGACCGUACCUCCCUCCAAACGACCCAAGUUAGACUCCGUCGGAGACGGAACAGAUUUCUUCCUUGAAGAUCUUCCAGAUGAUCUUCUAGUUGCUAGUAUCGAUCUACCGGGCCUCGAUGGACCCGCAACCACUGAUCUCCCCGGUAUGGCUGGUGUCUCCCAGCCUCAACAGCUACCUGCUGGGCUCAACUCCACCCCACCACCGCCCAGCACCGCGCAGCCUCGAUCGUUGGCUCCCAGUGUCAGUCCGCUGGCCCAGCCGUUGUCGCAACAACAGUCUCCCGCGACUAGCGUCAGCCCCGUCGCAAAACCCACUCCUCCUCCGCAGUCAAACACUCUCGGAGGGGGUCCUCUUCUCAACAACAGCAUCGGUGGAGGUGGAGGACUGAGUACCUCAACUGCUGGUGCCCCUCUCAAUACCACUGUUGUGAGCACCUCCGCUGACCCCACUCCAGCUCUCCCAAACAUCAGCUCCACCUCUGCAACUGCCGUUCCUUACUCCAACAUGGCGACGUCCGUUUCUCCUGCAAUGGGCAACCCUCGAAUGCCGUCCGCUUCCUCCACACCUUUCUCUUACAAUUCGUACUCUGGAGGGAUGACCGUUUCUGCGGGAAUGAACUCGCAGGUGGCGAUGCAGCCUCAAGCGCCGGGAAUGGGAGGCUACCUGCGCCACCCCGGGUCCAGUCAGGUAAUGGGUGGACCUGUCAUGCAUGGACAGCAGAUGGUACACUCGCCCAAUAUGAUGACCCAACAACAACAUCGGCUGAUUAUGAGGCAGCGUCAAAUGAUGCACCCCGGGGUCCAUGGAGGGCCCAUGAUGAGUACCCACCCCCAGCAGAGUAUGGGGAUGCCCCAGCAGAUACACCACUCGCAAAUGGCGAUGCAUCGCGGAGCCGCGGCGCAGCAGAUGGGUCAAGGUGGGAUGACCAUGGGUGGAGGAGGAAUGAUGCAACCGGGAGCCAUGCACAUGAACCCCGGCAUGCACAUAUCGUACGAUCCCCGCACCCGAAUGACAAUGGUGGGGAAACCGGGAAUACAUCAUCGAAUGCCAAGCCCGCAGCAUGUUCAGCACCACCCUGGUAUGCACCACCCGAGACCCCAGAGCAUGAUUAUGGGGGGCCACCCCCACCAAUAUAUGGACCCCUCGGGGUACCAGGGUCACAUGCAGAGGGGUUACUCGAUGGUUCCGGCGCAAAACGCCGUCCUUCCUCCUCACUCGCACCACCAGAUGAUGGCUCCUCAUAUGAUGACUCAGCAACAACAGAUGCCCGUUUCCAAUCCUCAGCAGAGUCACCCCGCCCAACAGCCCCGCCCACCAUCCGAGGGUGUCGUCGGGCAAGGCAGCCCGUUGCCUGGGCAACUAGGAGGUCCUCAACUGCAGAUUGCCACGCCCCCUCAAUCACAAGCCACGCCCCCUUCGCAACAGACCACACCUCAGCAGCCUACUCCUGGGCAAUCCCCAGCCACGUCAAGACCUGCCACACCCCAGACACAACAGCAGCAGUUACAGCAACAUUUGAAUGCCCCGCCCACUUCCGCUGCUCUACAGAGGGGAAGUCCCGUUGCCACAGGGAGCAAUGCAACAACGAGCUCCCUCGCCGGCAGCCCCACCCCAAUCAGUCUCCGCCCCCCAACAGCAGCAAACUCCGCCCACCCAACAGUCUGUUGGGCAGACUCCACCCACUCAGAACUUUCAGCAAGCCACGCCCCCUCAGCCCCUCCCUCCGCAGUCGAGUGCAGGUCAACAGCCAAUGCCUGGCUCCCUCCCUUCUCUCCCCUCUGAUUACUUCAGUGGGAAGGGGGGAAUGCCUGGUCAGCAACCAACACAACAACAGAUGAUUGGCUCAUCCCCUCACGGACCAGGGGGUGGAGUCAACACUUUCGGAGCUCCACCCACCUCUGGAGGUAUAGGCGGGCCAGGAGGCGGAGGACUGGGCGGGGCAAACCAGCAGGCAGCGACUGACCCGGAGAAGAGGAAGCUGAUUCAGCAGCAGCUGGUUCUCCUGCUGCAUGCUCACAAGUGUCAGCGGAGAGAGAGGGAGCACUCGAUGGGUGGAAGUGAGUACCAGCCGUGCUCCCUGCCACACUGCCAGACCAUGAAGAAGGUGUUGGAUCACAUGACCGAGUGCCAGGCAGGCCGACAGUGCACAUAUGCUCACUGUGCGUCAUCGAGACAGAUCAUCUCUCAUUGGAAGAACUGCAGAAAGGCUGACUGCUCCGUCUGUCUGCCCCUCAGGAACACCGCAUUACCACAUAACCAGGUUAUGCGGCCGCCGGUCCCCCAGGGGGCAGUGAACCCUCAAUUCUCGCAGCCCCCCGGGGGCUCUCCUCAGAUGGCAACUUCGGUUCAGUCCCAGAGACCCCUGGGGCCCGGCGGGGCACCCCCAAAUCACACCAUACGACCCCAUGACCCCAUGAUGAUGGCUCCUGCUGGUAGACCUGCAGGUGUGGACUCUGUGUUUGAUCCAGGUAGUCUCGGGGACAUGGCUGGAAUAGACAUGACGUCGCAGUCCCGGGUCCCAUUCCCAGUCUCCAUUCCCACCAUUCCAAACCAGCAGACCCAGGCCUGGCACCAGAGCGUGCAGCCGGAACUAAGACAACACCUCGUCAGGAAAUUGGUGGAGACCAUCUUCCCCAUACAGAACCCGCAUGCCCUCCAGGACCAGCGAGUGAGCAGCCUCAUCCAGUACGCCAUGAAGGUGGAGAAGGCCAUGUUUGAGAUGGCCACCAGUCGCGAGGCCUACUACCAGCUACUGGCAGAGAAGAUAUACCGCAUCAGGAAGGAGCUGGAGGAGAGGAAGAAGAUGAGGAUGGAGAUGGAGAAACUGCGACGACCUAUGGGCGAAGGGAUGGCAGGAAUGGAUGGUCAUAUACCAAACGGAGGUGACGGACUGGGUCCAGGGUUCUUUGGGAGCAACCAGAGACACCAGAUGGCACCCUCUCCUUACUCACAAUCCCCCUUCCAUCCCGGACACACCAUGUCACCUGGAGCUCCAUCCAGUAUACCGGACGGGAAUCCCUCAAGUGUCCCGUCGGUGGAUUUCCUGACGGACGACAAGAAGGAGGGGAUUCUGGCCACCGGCUCGAAACCCUUCUCUCCCGCGUCUCUUCAAACAUCCUUACUGCCUGACCUGGACAAUGUCAAGUCAGAGGUGAAAUCUGAGAUGAAGUCCCCCGCCUCCAUUCGUCCUCCUUGGUCCCGCCCUGAGGCUCCGCCCACCAGCCAACCUGCCACGCCCUCCUCCGAGCAGAAACCGAUACUCUCAGUCCCACGUGCCCCCACUCCCAGGGAACCAAUUUCAAGUGUUAAAUCUCGGACGGGUGGAGAGAACCCCCCGGAUUCGGUCCCCCCCUCCCUGCCCCUCAGCGUUCCCCCUGCCACUCCCUCCAAAAUGGACACGGGCUACGUUCCUUCUUCGGGGAAGCAGAAGGUGGUCCCCGACCCCUCCCUCAAGAAAGCGUUUUCAAGAGACGAGUUGUUGGAGGCUCUGCUGCCUGUGCUGGACCUGGUGUACAAGCAGGAGCCUGAGGCUUGCCCAUUUUGGGAGCCUGUGGAUCCAACUCGGCUCGGCAUCCCCGAUUAUUUCGACAUCAUCAAGAACCCCAUGGACCUGAGAACAAUCAGAAAUAAACUGGAGGAGGGGCAUUACUCCAAUCCCUGGGAGUUCUGUAGUGACAUGAGACUCAUGUUUGACAACGCCUGGAUCUACAACAAGAAGACGUCCAGAGUCUACAAGUACUGCACGCGGCUGGUGGAGGUUUUUGAUGAGGGUAUCAACUCCGCCAUGGUUCAACUCGGAUACUGCUGUGGAGGCAGGCAUACGUUCCAUCCUCAAGUUCUGUACUGCUACGGGAAGUCCCUGUGUACAAUUGCUAGAGACAGUGUGUACUACAGCUACCAAAACAGGUACAUAUACUGCCAAAAGUGCUUCUCUGAGUUUCCGGGGGAUAUGGUUGCCGUGGGCGACGACCCCAUGAGCACCUCCGAGAUCGCCAAGUCCGUGUUCAAGGAGAAGAAAAACGAUCACGUGGACUAUGAACCAAUGAUACGGUGCAUCCACUGUGGGAGACAAUUCCACAGUAUAUGCGUCCUGCACCACGCUGCCAUCUGGUCUGAAGGCUACCAGUGUGACUCCUGUCUCAGACUAAAGGGCACGUCAAGAAGAGAAAACAAGUUCUGCGCCAGACGGCUGCCGACCAACAAGCUGUCGACAUUUCUGGAGGACAGGGUCAACGUGUUCCUGAGAAACUCAGACUCGGGGGCAGAGGUGUUCAUUCGCACAGUCUCCUCGUUUGACAAGGUCCUGGACACUCGGACACUCAUGAAGGACAGGUUCCAGGGUGACUUCCCCGAGCAGUUCCCGUACAGAACCAAAGCUCUGUUUGUGUUUGAAGAGAUCGACGGUGUCGAAGUCUGUUUCUUUGGUCUCCAUGUCCAGGAGUACGGCUCUGACUGUGCGGCCCCCAACACACGGAGAGUGUACAUCUCGUAUCUCGACAGCAUCCAUUUCUUCCACCCCAAACACCUCAGAACACUCGUCUACCACGAGAUACUCAUAGGAUAUCUACAGUUCUGCAAGCAGAACGGGUUCAUGACGGCCCACAUCUGGGCCUGUCCUCCGAGUGAGGGAGAUGACUACAUCUUCCACUGCCACCCCGUGGAGCAGAAGAUUCCCAAACCAAAGAGACUCGUGGAAUGGUACAGGAAGAUGCUGGACCGUGGCAAGGCCGACAACGUCGUCUACGACUACCGAGACAUAUUCAAGCACUGUACUGAUGAGUCGGUGACCAGUGUCACGGAGAUUCCCUACUUUGAGGGGGACUUCUGGCCCAACAUCAUAGAGGACACCAUCAAGGAACUGGACCAGGAGGCCCGAGAAAGAGAGGCUUCAGAGGCCGCCACUGUCGAGGGGAGGGGGAUGAAGAAGGCAGGGAAGAGAGGAACCAACAAGAAGGGGAGCAAGAAGACGAGCGGUGCCCGCAGCAAGUCAGGGAAGGCGAGUGGCGUAAUGAUGCGGGGAGACGACCUGUCUCAGAAGAUCUACACCACCAUGGACAAACACAAAGAGGUGUUCUUUGUGGUUCUCCUCCAGCCGCCAGCUGUCUGCAGUUCCCCCAUUGGUAGCACGGUGGACCCAGACCAACUCAUCCCGUGUGACCUGAUGGACGGGAGAGACGCCUUCCUCACAAUGGCCCGAGAGAGACACUGGGAGUUCUCCUCUCUCCGGCGGGCCAAGGCCUCCACGCAGGCCAUGCUCUAUGAGCUGCAUAACCAGGGAACCAGCUUCAUCUACUCCUGCAACAGCUGCGGUCGCAGUGUGGAGACCAGAUACCACUGCCGAGAGUGUGACGACUUUGACCUUUGUCUGGCGUGCUACGACACAACGAAACACGAACACCCGAUGGAGAGGUUGGGUCUGGGAAUGAUAGAUCCGGAGGACCAGGACCCGGCCGCGGAACAGGAUCCUCAGGCUAGAAGAAAUGCGUCGUUCCAAAGAGCGAUAGUGUCGCUGAUCCACGCGAGUCAGUGUCGCAACGUCCAGUGCAAGAUCCCCAGCUGCAUCAGGAUAAAGAGGGUCCUUCGUCACACGCAGCAGUGCCGCACGCGCAACACCAGCUCCAACUGCCACAUCUGCAAACAGUUCCUCUACCUCGUCUUCACCCACGCCAAGACCUGCAAAGACAACAACUGCCCUCUCGGAGGCAUAUGCAAGAAAAUCAAACAGAAUAUCCAGGAGACGAGAGCGCAAGAGCGUCGCCGUAGCAACCUCCUAAUGCAGCAGCGGAUACGCAACAUGCAGGGGAUGAGUGUGAGCAGCAGCAGCAGCAGCUCCAAUGGUUCCUCGGGUUCCCCUGCACCCUCCAACACGUCCCCACCUACCAACAAGGCCCCGCCUCCAACUCCGCCCCAGAAAGGCUCGCCGGCUGGACCUCGCUCUGUAGGGAAAGGGGGUCCGCGGACCCCCGCGGGGGAAAUUUCAGGGGGCAAGGGGGCGAAUUCGAAGAUGAUGGGUCCCACUGGAGGUGCAGCUUCAAAACCUGACAGACCGAUGCCUGCGCCAAACGUGACGGUGAACCAGAUGGGGAUGGGUGGAGAGGCAACCAUCCAGAAGAUUCCACAACAUUCCAUGAUGGAGCACGAGAUGCAGAACAACAUGAUGGUCAUGUACCGUCAGCGCCAGCAGCAGCAGGCAAAGAUGGAUAUGAUGUCGGACAUGGCAGCCCACCAGCCUCAGCCAGGGAUGUACGGGUCUCCAAGACCUCAGAUGAUGAUGGUGAACAUGAGGCCUUCUCCUCAGCAAGGGAGCUACUCUCAGGUGCAGCCACAGCUGAUGCGCGCUGCGCCUGCACAGCAGUACACUCCACAGAUGACAACUUACCGCACCAGUUCGUACCCUCAGUCUGUGCACCAUCACAUGAUGGGGCCUGCCGGAGGUCAGGUGUACUCGCAGCAGGCUCACCAGAGCCCUCAGCUGUCUCGCAUGCUUUCCCAGCGGCCCCCCACCGUCCAAACCUACGCGACCCCUCCAAACGCAUACUCGCAGAUGACCCAACCUGUGGGACCCCCUCCCCAGUAUGGCGUGGGGGUCCAUCCUCAGCAGCAGAGAGCUGUGUACUCUCACCACAUGCUCGGGCAUCAUCACCCCCAGCAAAUGCAGGGGCCCAUGUCGCAGGGGGUGGGCCUGCAAAUGCCAACUGGCCACGCCCACCAGUAUGGAGCCACGCCCCAUUCGCUACCGAUGGACCACGGCGUCCCCGGUGACCCCAAUUUGUGUACAACGGGACUCCACAGCAGACGUACCAGUUGAACACCAACAACAACAGCAGUAACAUAUCACAGGCAGCCUUUCUUACCCCUGCUGAGAGGCUCUCUUCACUAAGUGAACUCUUAUGAUCUCUCUCUCUCUCUCUCUCUCUUUCCCUCGCUUCAUACCCUCCCGUUGUAUAUAGCCAUUCCUUUCGAUCUCCAAAUUGUGACUCGAAGCCGUAGCCGUUUGCUUUGGCCCCUCUCCCCCUCUCCUCUCUCUCUCUCCUCUCUCUCUCCCUCUCUCCUCUCUCUCUCUUUGUUGGUUUCAGUCAAGUCUUCUUACUACUCUAAUCCACCGCCCCACCAUGCCGUCAAGGCCUCACCUUUUCCAAUGUCAUUACUGUUUUACCUCAAGAAUUUCGUGGAAGAACAUACCGUAUUCUCUCAACUCGCAUCUCACUAGCACCUUUUUUUGUGGCUGCUUCACUUGCAGCAAAUUUUCCUCACAUAUCCACAGAGAGUCCCAGCACUCUAUCAGUAAUUAUAUCAUACUACAUCCUGUAAAAAGCUCUGUCUUUAUAUUUCGCUGUUCACACGGCAUCAUUGUUGGAAUACAAAUUAUUUUCUUGUGCUCUGUGACAUAAUAAUUAUGGAACUUUUCAAUUAUUCAAUGAUUUUUCUUAAUCCACCAAUACAAACAUAGUGUAUGGUAGUAGUAGAGUGUGAUUUUGAGCGUGUGGGUGAAAACUUUCUAGCGUCCGAAAAAGAACUGGCUGCCAGGGGUAGGGAAAAUUGCUGAGUCAAAGGAGGAAGAGGCGGGAGGGAAGUCCAUGGUGGGGGAGGGAGAGGGGAAUUCCUCCGGAGGGCACUCGGCUGGAGAAGGAUCGGGGACAAAACCGGAGCACAUCAUGAAGUCGAAAUUGUCUGGGAAGAGAAAUGUCUCAAUGACGUGCAGGACUCCGUUGCUGGCGGAUACGACGUCGGCCUCAAUGAUUGCCACUUUGCAGCGUCCGAGCAGGAUCUCCCCCGUUUCCUCAUCCACCUGCACUCGAAUAAACUUGCCCAAGUUAGUGUAAAAG